Folsomia candida is the source of this 1159-nucleotide messenger RNA. RefSeq lists its product as uncharacterized. The transcript is spliced from 2 exons. Lineage: Eukaryota; Metazoa; Arthropoda; Collembola; Entomobryomorpha; Isotomidae. The record is from RefSeq and is a predicted model, not a curated record. The coding region runs from base 73 to 1047 and encodes 324 amino acids. Gene Ontology annotation, molecular function: protein binding.
UUUUUUCAUUGUCUCAAUCAUUCCAUAAGCCAUCAUCUUAUCGUCUCCUUCUCUUAUUUUUCUUGGUCUGCCAUGUCUCAAUUUGCCAACUUUCUACUUCUGGUGGUCACUUUGGCCGUGGUCGGCCACACCCACGCGCAAACUGUUCUUACCGGCGUGGAAUGCACGGCGAAAUUAAUUUCGCCACGAUCUGACGUCGCUUCUGUGUACGAUGGGGCUGAGACGAUUUACAUUUUUGGGGGAUGGUUUUACGACCCAUCGGACACCUUAAUUCCGUACGCGGACACCCAUGCGUACAAUAUCACGUCGGAUACGAUCAGCGUGAUUGGUCAGCUGCCGAGGACCUCGUGGUCAGGGGGCGCCUGGUUUGAUGCGCCGACUGGAAAUAUUUAUUUUCUAAGGGGAGAUGGAACUUUUUUGUGGCAAUAUACUCCAUCCACAGGCGAAACUAUCUCUCACGGCGAAUGGCGUGGCGACUCUUCCACCGUAACCCUCGUGAGAACCUGGAACAACAAAAUUUUCGCAUUUGGCGGUCUCACCGAUGCCACCGCCGUGUACGAGUACGACAUCCGAACCGGUGUGCAGGGCCCCCUCGGCACCCUGCCCGCCCCAUCCGAACUUUCCGUCGGGGUUUAUGCCACUGAACUUGAAUCCACCUUCCUUUUCGCGGGCCUAAUGGGAACCUGGGCGCCAUCCUUGAUGGUCCACAACCACUCCAUUAAUGCCACCACGACCCGGGCGACGCCAACGUUCCCCUCAUUUCGCCAUGGCGACGGAUCUAUCACGUGGGACGGUGAAUUCGCCUACAUCGCGGGCGCCGUCGUGGAUAACGGGGCGCGUGGAAAUGGGAUCAUAAAAUUUAAUUUGGACUCCGUUGAGGCCGAAUUUAUCCCCGUUAAUGGUCUCGCGGACCAACUUACGUCCACCAGUACGGUUUAUGUGCCCGGGUUAAAUCGGAUUUAUAUCAUUGGUGGGUAUGAUUUAAGGAAUUUGGACACGGAUCAGAUUUGGUAUGUGGAUUUGGACCAGGGUAAAACUAAAAACUAGUUCAUAUAUUUCAAGUACUUGUGUGUAUGCUGGAAACGUGGGUUAAUUGAAAUUUUGAAAAAAUUGUAAAAUCGGAAAUAUUCGUAAUAAAAUUUGAUAAUUUAUGUAUUUA